GUGAUUGACAACCUUGAACGCACGCAAGACCGAAAACUACGCUCCGGUACCACCACGUUGUGCAUCAAUUACUAAAUCAAGAGGUCAUGCGUAGAGACUGAGUGAGGACUCGCCCUAAGCCUGCGACUCAACAGCUUUGCCAUCAACCGGGCAACUGUGCUCCACAUACGGCCACGACGCGUGUCGCGUGUCCGCCAGAUUGAAUGCGAGCACCGCUGAGCAGUUUCUCCACGGCAUAUUGAACAAUAUUUACACAACAAGGGCAGCAACUCAAUCGCUUAAGCCGGGGCGCGUGCGUGCCCUGCAGUUGUCAGCACCAUGCUCUCCCUACUGCCGGACCUGGCGCCGCGUGAUUCACACUCUCUGUGGUACACAUCCUCUCGCAACCCGGCCUCGGCGACGGCCGUGUGGCACGACCCAAAUCACAACCCACUCGACCCUUCUGCGGCAAACAACGGCGCGUCUGCGGGACCGAACCCCAGGCGCGCGGCCCAUCUGAUUGAGCGAUCGCCCCUCGCACGGCUGCGUGCCGACGAACAGAACCUAGAACGCCGGCGGCAAAAUGUGACCAAUUUUGGUAGCGCUUGGCUCAAGCCGCCUGGGAUACCAAAGACGCUGUAUCAACUGAGGGAGGAGCGACGAGAGGCUGAAGAACACCAGGAAGCCAUGCGGCGAGAGCAACUUGCGCAGGAGCUCGCAGAGGCGGAAGCUGCUGGUGGAGGGGGUGCGGAUGUGGACGGACCGGAGAAUGGCGAACAGGUUGGCGAGGAGGGUGCAGAUGGCAUGGAUGAUGUCCAGCUUGAUGGCGCACGAGAUCUGGAUGAGGAUAUCCCUGAAGGCGACUCGGCUGGGUUUGGGCUCAACUCGGAUGACGAGGAUGACGACGAAGAGGAGGACGAGGAUGAGGAGAAUGAGGAUGGCGACGAGGGAGGAGCAUCCAUGGCCAACCGCGCGGCUGAGGCACAACUGAUGGCUCAAAGAAUGCGUGAGGCGAGCUCAUUCCAGGGUGAUCAGGGGGCCUCAUUCUACGAUGGGGAUGAAGACCUCGACGACGAGGCCCGCGCUGGCAUGAUCGAGGAAGACGAUCUCAUUGGAGACGGCGACAUGGACGAUAUGGGAAUGGGUGCCGACUUGGACGACGAUAUUCCCGAGGGCAUGAGCGGAGGUCUCAGUGGUGGAUACGAGCACACUGACACGGACCUCAGCUCUAGCGAUGACGGCGAGGAUCAAGGCAACACGAGCUUUCCGCCUGCUCGCGCACCCCAGACAGCUCGGUUUAGGACCAGUCUCGCACGUAGUGACGCGACGAGGCACAGCCUGGCCAUCAGCGACUUACUCUCACGAGACGGAAGCAGUGUGCUGGGUAGCAGUCCGCAGAUGCCACGGCAACCUGGCUAUGGCCGUUGAUUAUGGGACAAUACAAACGGUAAGCUUGUAAGACGGAUGGAAGCCGUGCUCUCUCGCUCGACGGUUACUGUUACGAUGUUAUGAAUCACGACGGCCAUAGAAUAAAGCGAUUAGCAUAAUU
Microdochium trichocladiopsis is the source of this 1528-nucleotide messenger RNA. RefSeq names its product Apc15p protein-domain-containing protein. Gene Ontology annotation, biological process: anaphase-promoting complex-dependent catabolic process. Lineage: Eukaryota; Fungi; Ascomycota; Sordariomycetes; Xylariales; Microdochiaceae. Gene Ontology annotation, cellular component: anaphase-promoting complex. The coding region runs from base 319 to 1407 and encodes 362 amino acids. The transcript is spliced from 2 exons. The record is from RefSeq and is a predicted model, not a curated record.